Molecule: messenger RNA, 975 nt
Organism: Striga asiatica
Lineage: Eukaryota; Viridiplantae; Streptophyta; Magnoliopsida; Lamiales; Orobanchaceae
Source: the annotation of a GenBank genome assembly
CGACACUAGGAAUUUGGAUAGUGUGUCAUCGAUACGACGUCGUAUAGCUUGGCCUUUCUAACAUUUCCUAUCCAGCUCCAAGUCUCAAUACCCAAUUAUCAUUUUCUCACUCGUUUGUAACCUUCGAAAUCUCCAGAACACAACGCCGGAGACGACGAGCAAUGGCUACUUCACUGACCGCCAUGGCGGCUCGCAGGGCAGCAAAUCUCGCUCGGCUCACGCCUUCCAGCUCAUCUGCAUCUCGAGCGUCUUCCCUCAUUCCUCGCCGCGGCCUCGCCGGCGCCGCCGAUCACCAUGGGCCACCAAAGGUUAAUGUCUGGCAAGAUCCAUUGAGUCCAUCGAAGUGGAAGGAAGAGCAUUUUGUGCUUGUCUCUCUAUCUGGAUGGGGUCUGCUGAUCUUUGGAAGCUACAAAUUCUUCACAGGAGGCAAAAAGGAGAAGGGAGAGAAAUUAGUGGAAGCGGCUCAAUAAGGACUCAAGGGCCCAUGCAGUGAUCUUUGUCGAAUAAUAUGUGCUUCAACUCACAACUCCUCGUAUUGUGUGGAGGAAUUUAAUUUCCAGUUUCACCUGAUUUCAGUUUACAAUUUCUUCAGUCUGUUUUUUAUGAUUGUUGAGGUGGAGAAACCUACAUAAUCUUCUUCUCGUUCUUGGAUGUUCUCUUGUUUGAUUUAAUGCAGUCACUAGUUUGCAUUUCACAUUUUUUCUUAAUGAUGAAAAAAAAAACCAGUGAUUUUUUGGAAUCAUCUUAUAAGUUACAACUGUUUUGUUGAUAUUAAGUUAGUACACGGUUAAUGUACAACUUAAACUGCCUUAUUACAACACAUUUGUUAUGUUUGCAUAGCAUUAUUGGGUGGUGAAUUUAAACUGUGCAACAUGAACUGCGAAAUGCAUUCUCUCUUUUGGAAACAAUUAGCAGCGAGAAACUAUUUUGUUACAGUAUUGUUGCAAUUAGACAAGUCUAAUUGUAAAACUUUCG